AUGUCCAAAGCUGACGGGAAAGUUGACGGGAAGAUGAAAUUGCGUAGAAGGUCGAAAUUGGAACUGGAACGACAUCGGCUAAAGGAAAAACAAAAAGAGAGAGGAGAUGGUCUGUUACCUUGUUAUAAAGAAUUUUGGAGAGGGGCUUUGGCUCUUGGAGGAAAUAUAGGGAUUAAAAAUUUUGAUAUCGAUAUCGAUACGGACAUUGAUAUUGGUUCGGGUCAAGCUGAAAAGUGUUACAGGUAUGCUCAAGGUAUUAGUAAUCAUGGACAUAGAUAUGAGCGACCUAGGGUUAGUGGUAGUAGGGAUGGGCAGAAGAAGGAGGCAAAACGGUUGUUAACUUCGAAACCAUUACUCUUAUCUCCGUCGAAGAAGGAUGGUUGGACGACUUCUUCAAAGGUGUCAAUUGGUGAUAUUUCAAAUACAGGAUCACCUGAUCCCAACGGUUCAUCAGCACACUACCGUAGACACACCACUACCUCCAUCUCAUUGAGAUCACCAUCGGGAUCGUCUUACACCCUCGAAACGGGAUCCGGAUCCGAAUCGUCUCACUCUGCUUCCUUCAACGCUAAGGAUGACGAGCAAAGUCCAAUUCCGUACUGUAGGACCACGACGCCCCAGCUUCCCCAGCAUCCUGACGACAUCGACAUGCCUGUCGCUGGACCUUCAUCAAGACAAUACUUGACAAGAGCGAUAGCACAGGGGAUAAAUCUUCAAUCCAUAUCGGAAGGUUAUAGAUUGCCGUGA
Molecule: messenger RNA, 747 nt
Organism: Kwoniella botswanensis
Lineage: Eukaryota; Fungi; Basidiomycota; Tremellomycetes; Tremellales; Cryptococcaceae
Exons: 1
Coding region: 1-747 (248 amino acids)
Source: RefSeq, a predicted model, not a curated record